Messenger RNA from Closterium sp. Yama58-4, 1065 nucleotides. The record is from the annotation of a GenBank genome assembly. NCBI's taxonomy places the organism in Eukaryota, Viridiplantae, Streptophyta, Zygnematophyceae, Desmidiales, Closteriaceae.
AUGGGCAAUUGCUGCUGCUGUUUUCGCGGCGACGAAGAGGCGCGGACAGUAAAGGCGGCAGGCUCCGCCACUUCCGCUCAACAGGCCGAAACCGCCGGCGCGCCCCAGCCGUCACACACGCCGUCCUCCGUUGCGGGCCACCGCCAACCCGCGCCUCUCCACCGCCAGCGGAGCCACCCUUCCGAAGUGGUUCCCGUCGACCCUUCCCCCUCCCCGCCGCCGCCGCCUCUGGCAGAAGAACUUUCGCCUCAGGCGGAGUCCUCUCUCCCCGCGCAGUUUCCCUCUGCGCGGACGUCCGCCGGCCUCCCUCCGCUCCGCGCGUUCAGUUACGCGGAGCUGCACGCGGCGACGGGGGGAUUUGCGCCUGCGCGCGUCAUAGGAGAGGGGGGGUUCGGAAAGGUGUACCGCGGGCGGAUGGUGCUGCCGCAGGCUGCGGACGGUGGCGCGACGAGGGAGCGUGAGCUGGCAGUCAAAGUGACGAAUGGCAAACAAUUCACCGAGAGAGACCUGCAGUGCUUCGAGGCUGAGGUGGUAGCCAUGUCAGCAAUGAAUCAUCCCAACAUUCUGAGGCUGGAAGGCGUUGCGAUGGACAUGGAGCAGAGGCCAAUUCUCGUGUAUGAGCUCAUCCCGGGAGGCGACGUGAGGAAACUUCUCCAACGAGUCCGCAGGAACGAAGCACGGUUUUCGUGGAGGGAUCGUGUGAAGGUUGCGCUGGGGUGUGCCAAGGCGCUGGCGAUUAUUCACGAAAACAGGUUCAUUCACCGCGACUUCAAGUCGUCAAACGUGCUUCUGCGAGAGGAUUUCACUGCCGUGUUGGCCGACUUUGGCUUGGCUCGCACCAUUGAGGACUGGAAAACGCACGUGUCAACAGCACCGGUCGGCUCGUUAGGCUACAUCGACCCAAACUAUUUUCAGACAGGCCAACUAAGCCAGCAGUCUGACACAUAUGCGUUCGGUGUGUUCCUUUUGGAGCUGAUCUUUGGCUAUGCACCACUAGAUACAAAAGGGGGAGUGGGAAAAGCUGCAUGUUCUUCAAAUGGUGGUUCUGGCUCGCUUCGCCACUAA